Molecule: messenger RNA, 1806 nt
Organism: Aspergillus ibericus CBS 121593
Lineage: Eukaryota; Fungi; Ascomycota; Eurotiomycetes; Eurotiales; Aspergillaceae
Product: tyrosinase family protein
Exons: 3
Coding region: 431-1657 (408 amino acids)
Molecular function (GO): oxidoreductase activity
Source: RefSeq, a predicted model, not a curated record
ACACCAUCGACGCUUGCUCUACAAUCCCAUCCCUCCCCAUUUACGAAUCCCCUGAGAUGGCUCAGCUUUCAUCUAGUUGUAUAAUUCAUCCCAGUUCGCUGCCCACCCGCGAAUCAUGGCCUGGAGGAUCGAUCGGACGGAGUCCUGGAACCGAUGGGUGGAGCAGCCAAGUCUCCAGCAAACCGCGCAUCGCCCAGUCCUUGGGCUGUUACCAUAGUAGUAUCUCCAUGGCCAUCCAUUAGGGCUUCGCUCCGUUUCUUGCCGGCAUACAGACACUUGCAUCCAUAGCAAGAGACCACUAUAUAUGCAGGCUAGCAGGGGGGCAAGCACUUAAAUUGACCGUCAUCCCCUGUCUCGCCAUCCUUCCGGUGCGCCGGCUGCUGACCGUUCUGUCUCUACCUCCCUCAAUCUCCCCCCGGAGCUCAACGCCAUGGUUGCCCUCAAGGCCCUCAGUUUGGGCCUUCUUGCGUCGCAGGCCUGGGCCGUGCCGACUGCCUCCUCCAAGGCCACCUCGACCAGCGCGUCCCCGGCAGCCUCGAGCUCCGCGGUGGCCGCUGCAGCCUCCACGGUCGAGCAAUUGGCCCGCCAGGCCUUCCAAGUCACGAUCGACAAUCUCCCCGCCAGCGCGGAGGACCGCCAGGCCUGUACCCGGGAAACCCUGCGCAUCCGUCGUGACUGGAGGUCCUUCUCCAAGGCCGAGAAGAAGGCCUACAUCCACGCCGUCCUGUGUCUGCAGGAUCUGCCCGCGCGCACGCCAUCGCAUCUAGCCCCAGGAGCCAAGACUCGAUAUGAUGACUUUCUGGCCACGCAUAUCAACCAGACGCUAGAGAUUCACUACACGGGAACCUUCCUGGCCUGGCACCGACUCUUCACCUUCGAGUUCGAGCAAGCUCUCCGCGACGAGUGCGGCUACCAAGGCGACUUUCCCUACUGGGACUGGGGUGCCGAUGCCAACGACAUGGAACACUCGGAAGUCUUCGACGGCAGCGAGACCUCCAUGUCCGGCAACGGAGCCUACAUCCCCAACCAAGCCGACAUCGACCUCUACCUGGGCAACUACCCCGCGAUCGUUCUCCCCCCCGGCAGCGGCGGCGGGUGCGUGACCAGCGGGCCCUUUAAGAACUACACCGUCAACAUGGGACCCGCGGCCCUCUCCCUCCCCGGCGGCAACACCACCUCCGUCGCCAACCCCCUCGACUACAACCCCCGCUGCCUCAAACGCAGUCUCACCACCGCCAUCCUCCAACGCUACAACACCUACCCCAAGAUCGCCUCCCUGCUGACCGACAACACCGACAUCUGGGACUUUGAAAUGGCCAUGCAGGGUGUCCCGGGGAGCGGAUCCAUCGGUGUCCAUGGGGCGGGCCAUUACUCCAUGGGUGGGGAUCCCGGACGGGAUGUCUACGUGAGUCCGGGCGAUCCGGCCUUCUGGCAUCAUCAUGGUAUGAUUGAUCGCGUGUGGUGGAUUUGGCAGAAUAUGGAUCUGGAGGACCGCCAGAAUGCGAUUUCGGGCACGGGCACGUUUUUGAAUGAGCCGCCUUCGGCAAAUACCACGCUUGAUACGGUGAUUAAUAUCGGGUAUGCUAAUGGAAGGCCCCGGGCGAUGAACGAGUUGAUGAGUACUACGGCCGGGCCGUUGUGUUAUGCCUAUUUGUGAGGGAGAUUGCUUGGUAUGUAGUCUAGUAUAUAGUAGCUCUGUAAAUGAGAUGCGUGGGGGAUAUUAAUGUACUUAUUAUGAAGAUGUAGGAGAACUUGGGAUAUACGUGCGUGAGGUAGUUUUCGCAUCGCAAUAUCAGGAACCCAUCC